GGCCUCUCCCUUAACCCAACAUGGCAGGUCUCUCCGAUGAUUACUAUUCCCGGAAUAGCUAUCGAGGUGGUGGAGGUGGCGGCGGCGGCGGCAGGGGCGAUGGUGGUGGAGGAGGAGGCGGAAACCGAUACAAUGACGGUGGCCGGGGAUAUGGCGGUGGUCGGCCUCGCAGGCCAAUGCCCACGGAACCUCCCUUCACGGCUUACAUCGGGAACCUUCCAAACGGUGUUGUCCAGGGUGACAUCGACCAGAUCUUCAAGGCCCAGAGGGUACGAACAGUGAGACUGGUGUAUGACAAUGAAACUGGCAGAUUCAAGGGGUUCUGCUAUGUGGAAUUUGAAGAUGCCAAAAGUUUAGAAACUGCUCUUUCCUUCGAUGGCGCUCUCUUUGUUGACAAGAACAUCAGAGUAGAUAUUGCAGAGUCCCGUCGUGGUGAUCGUGGCAGGGGCAGAGGAGGCCGCGGUGGUGGAGGCAGAGGUGGAGACAUGAAUGAUUUCCGCGGUAGAAGAGAUGGAGGAGAUGAUUUUGGUCGCUACCGAAGAGACGAUGACCGAGGAAGUAGAGGACGGGGGGGAUUCAGUGGUGGUUCUGGUUCAGCUGGUGCAAGGUAUGGCGGCGGCGGCGGCGGCGGCGGCGGCGGCGGCGGGGGCUUUGAUGACCGUGGAGGCGACCGAGGAAGCUUCGGAGGACGGCCCCGCAGUGGACCUGGUGACCGAGGGGGAGCCAGACCCGAGAGUGGAGGCUACAUGAGGCGCGAUCGCAGAGACAGCGAUAGAUCCCGCAACUUUGAGGAGUUCAAGGAGCCUGAUCCUGAGGAACUGUCUCAUAGGCCCAGGCUGAAGCUGUUGCCAAGGACCAAGACUGAUCCUGUAAAUCAGCAAGCGGAGACUUCGCAGUCAUCCAGUAUAUUUGGUGGAGCUAAGCCUCGCGAGGAAAAGGGUGGUGUGCCAGAAGGACAGGAGUAAAUUAGAGGUCUUGCAUCUCUCUCCAUCUGUAACAGGUUUAUGGAGCUAAUGUCCUGCUCAGUUGGACCUGCAUAUUUUGGUUGAGGCUUUUUUUUAUUCCUGCACUACGCUGUCUGUAUGAGGACCAUAGAUUUUGGCCCCACCCUCAGCAUUGCAUCAGUAGAGUUGGGCUGAAGCUGUCCUUGUCUACUACUGAAGCUUAGUUUUUGGUAAAGCAGUAAUGAUGUGAGAUUUGUACUGACUAUAACUGCAGUGUUUAAAUAUGCUGAGGUUAUUCAACAACAAAAAUUGUACCGUGUGGGUUUGUGUAUUGUGACAUUGAGCUUGCCCAGUGAUUAGAACUUUAUGUGGAAGUGUUUACAGACUUCAAAAAUUCCUAGACCUUUCUAAUCUCUAUUGCUUUGUAUGAGAUGUGACUACUCCAUUUGGUGUUGUGAUGGAAUGUGUGAAAUUAACUACAAUGUACUGACUAGUUUUCACACAGUGUAAGCUACCAAAACCUGGUAAACUGUGGGAUCCUGAAGGUGGUGAAAUACAAACCCUUGGUAGCCGCAGAGCUUGCAUAUGAAGCCCGCCAACUUCUCCUUUUUAACCCUUCUAUGUACGCAAAAAAAAUUCUUAUCACAUACCACAAUGUUGUCUGGUCAAAUUGGUCGUUAGUAUAUUAUGCCUCUAGGAUUAGAAGACAGACAGCGCAGUGGUGUGUUGUACAUUAAACUAAGUAUAACUAUAUUGUUAUGGAACUACACAUUCGGGCAUUCUUGGCCUUUGCCAGGGCAUUCCUUUGUUUAACAAUAUAGUUGCAGCUCCUAGUUGUUGACUUACUUAUUUUUGAUGCAGCAGCAUACCAGACGUGUCAAUGGAUACGGGUCUGUUGUGGAACUUGUAGACCCUACAUUGGGUUCUUACACCCAUGCUAACUCACAUACCAGAUCCACUGUUAAUUGCACUGUGGAAUCUUUUAAUUUUUUGGAAAAUCUAUUUCUGGUGAGGAAUUAGGUAUUAUAUUAUUAAUUUUUUUUAUUAAUAUUUUUUUUCUUCGUCCUUUUUCAUGAGUUACUGCGUGUUUCGAUUUUGUAUCCUGUAUUUUUAUCCAGUAAUUGAGAUGUAAUAUGUCUUAUAUCAUUUAAGUAAUUUUUUCUUUCUUUUUAAUACAAACUGGAUCUUGUGUGAUUCUGUCCAGACUGUACAGAUCACAAUAAACUUAAGGAAUUUCGAAAGGGAAUUUUACUUUGUAAUCCUUAAAUGUAAAUUGUCAAGAGUAAAUGGUGUUAGAUAUUAAUUGGAAUUAGAGUUCUAAUGUUUUGAUUUCUCAUAGUAUGUUGUAAAGCUAGAAUUCUGCUCUGUAGUUUUGUUUCUUUUGUGAAUCAUUUACUAAAAAUAGUAAUUUGAAUGCUAAUGGAUGAUGUUAACCCCCAAUUUCAGAAAUGCAUUGUGCACAUUAAUUCAUUGAACUGCUUAUUACAAAGAUUCUUGUACAGAAUAUUUGUGACAAAAGUAUUUAUCAUUAAAAUGUAAAGAAAUAAAAAGUAUAUGGUUUUCAGAUGCUUAUCCACAAAAUAUACGUGUUCUGCUAAA
Penaeus chinensis is the source of this 2543-nucleotide messenger RNA. RefSeq names its product eukaryotic translation initiation factor 4H-like. The record is from RefSeq and is a predicted model, not a curated record. The transcript is spliced from 7 exons. NCBI's taxonomy places the organism in Eukaryota, Metazoa, Arthropoda, Malacostraca, Decapoda, Penaeidae. Gene Ontology annotation, molecular function: RNA binding. Bases 21 to 965 code for a protein of 314 amino acids.